UCAAAUAUUUGACAAUAAAGCUACCAAAUUUCCUCUUCCAUUAGCUCACAUUUCUCUGUUACACACAAUCAUUCCGCAAGAGUUCUUUCUGUUUAUAUUCCGUCAUCCAUGGCCGUUUCUCCUAGAGUUCUCCCGCCAAGAAAGCGGCGGCCGUCACCAUCUCCGACAUUAGCAGACUUAAACCUGAUCAAUUCGCUUCUUUCUCUGUCUCAGGAAAUCUCGACCCUUAAACCUCUUCAAUGUCUUCUCAUUCGAAAGUCUCUUUCCAUAAUAAACACGUCCAAGCUUCUUGCAAUCUUAUUCGAAGAGCUUCUUCGAGAUUCAGUUUCUAACGUCUUCUUCUCUCCUUCAACACUCCUCUGCUUCGAAGAGAUGUACAUUGUUUUACAGAGAAUAAAAGCUUUGAUCGAAGAUUGUUCCAAUGGAAGCAAGAUGUGGAUGCUCAUGCAAAACUCACAUUUGGCCAGCAGUUUCCAUGAGCUCACCCUCGAAUUAUCAACUGUCCUCGACAUUUUCCCUGUCGAAGAAUUUGAUCUGAGUCAAGACGUGGAAGAACUCGUCGUUUUGGUUAGAAAACAGUGCUCCAAAUCAAAACCAUCGGUAGAUCUCAGAGACGAUUCUCUCAGGCGAGACGUUUUAGCUUUGCUCGAUCUCAUCAAGAAAGAGAUCGUCCCGGAUCAUUUAAAGCUCAAACGGAUCGUGGAGGAUUUAGGAUUAAUCGAUUAUUCAACUUGUAGAGAAGAAAUUUCGAGUCUCCAACAAGAAAUCCAGAACAAAAGCGAUGAAAAAUCCAAAUCGGAGAUUGUUUCUUUGAUCGGACUCGUUCGUUACGCUAAAUGUGUUCUAUUUGAAUCUUCAACGACGGAGAAACCAGGCUAUCGCCGACGAAAAUCGAUGUCAGAUAUUACUGUUCCAGUAGAUCUCCUGUGCCCGGUGAGUUUAGAGUUGAUGCGGGACCCAGUAGUCGUGGCUUCCGGACAGACGUACGAUCGGGAGUCGAUUAAUCAAUGGAUUGAAUCUGGACACAACACGUGUCCAAAGACAGGUCAGACUCUGGCCCACACGAACCUCAUCCCUAAUCGUGCUUUGAUGAAUCUUAUUGCCACGUGGUGCCGUCAACAAAGGCUCCCGUUUGAAACGGCGGGAAAUAACAAUAAGGCUAACGGCGUUAGAGCCGCCUUUGAAUCUACGAAAAUGACGGUGUCCUUUUUGGUCAACAAACUGUCGGGUUCCCCGUCCAUGGAGACGGCUAACGCUGUCAUUUAUGAGCUUCGUGCCCUCGCUAAAACUGAUUCGGAUACCCGAGCCUCAAUUGCCGAAGCUGGCGCCAUACCAAUCCUUGUCCGAUAUUUAGCUCCGGGUGUAGGCUCCGAGCACCCAAACCUCGAAGUGAACGCCGUUACAACGAUUCUUAAUCUGUCCAUCCUAGAAGUAAACAAAACGAAGAUCAUGGAAACUGACGGAGCUUUAAACGGUGUUAUCGAGGUAUUACGUUCGGGUGCGACGUGGGAAGCCAAAGGAAAUGCAGCCGCUACAAUUUUCAGCUUAUCAGAUAUGCACGCGUACAGGAGAAGGCUAGGGAGGAGGACACGCGUCAUCAAAGGAUUGAUGGAUUUGGCGAAACAGGGGCCCACAAACACCAAAAGGGAUGCACUCGUGACAAUUUUGAAUUUGGCGGGAGAUAGGGAGACCGUUGGGAGGUUAGUGGAGGGAGGAGUGGUUGAGCUCGUGAGCGGAGUCAUCAACCUGAUGCCGGAAGAGGCAGUGACGAUACUCGAGGCGGUGGUGAAGAGAGGUGGAUCAGCGGGAAUUGCAGCCUCCUAUGAUUUAAUAAAGAAAUUAGGCAUAAUUUUGAGGGAAGGUUCAAAUACUAUGAGAGAAAGGGCGGCUGCUGCUUUAGUCAUAAUUUGUAGAAAAGGGGGAUCAGAGAUUAUGGCAGAGCUAGGAAAAAUUCCGUCAAUCGAAAGGAUUAUAUGGGAAGUGAUGGGGACAGGAACAACGAGAGCUCGACGGAAGGCGGCGACACUACUUAAGGCUCUUCGAACAUGGACUGCUGGUUUGGAUAUAAAUCGCGCCCUCUGUACCGUGCUAUACGAUGAUUUGGCGCCACUACAUGAAUUAACAAAUACUCAAAUUAUUGAGUUAUAUGUUGAGGUGCGCGAGAUAUAUAAUGUUCCCGGCUCAUCCAGAAACCUAUUUAGAAAUUCAUCUGAAAUGGGUCUUGCCAAUGGGACAUCGAGUGCAUUUAAUCCAUAUUGUUGCCUUUCGAUAUACGCAUAUGUUGAUCCUAAUGUAGAUGUUGUCGUUGAAGCCUUCGAGGUUGUGGGGGAAACACUUAUCGAUUCUAGCGAUGAUGACGAAGAGGAUAUCUAUUUGAUUGGUGAUGACUUUAUUUUCGAUGGCAGUGAAUUUACUUCUAACGAUGACGUAAUUACAUUCUACCAACCUCCUACUCACAUGAACUUAAUAGAUUACGAUGCGAUGAAGGUGCUUGAAUUUAUGCAGAUGGCUUCGGUAUCACAGCCGUCAAAAACCAAGCAGAAUCACCAUUUUCAUCCCAGAAAAUCUUACUACUUCACUAGAGAGCUUGUCCCCAGUGAUGGAUUCAAUGUUUCUCCUACGAAAAAUAACAAAUCUUCAGCUUCCAAUUUACUUGACCCGCCCAGAAUAUCAAUCAUCUCAAAAACGAUCCAGGAAAAGAAUCAUCUAGGAAGCAUGUUAGCUCCUCUGUUUCUUCCGGUUGUCUUUAUCGUGCCACGCUCUGGACAAAGCCUGAUUCUCCGCCGCAAUACUCAGCUUCCUCCUCCUCUGACGGCGUCUCUCAGCCGCAAGAAUUCAGGUCUGACUGCGUUAUCAUGA
Molecule: messenger RNA, 2859 nt
Organism: Hibiscus syriacus
Lineage: Eukaryota; Viridiplantae; Streptophyta; Magnoliopsida; Malvales; Malvaceae
Product: U-box domain-containing protein 16-like
Exons: 4
Coding region: 109-2859 (916 amino acids)
Biological process (GO): cell surface receptor signaling pathway; protein ubiquitination
Cellular component (GO): nucleus; cytoplasm
Molecular function (GO): protein binding; ubiquitin-protein transferase activity
Source: RefSeq, a predicted model, not a curated record